AUGGUUCGGAUUUCAGAUGCGAUAAAGCAGGAUCAGGAGGAGAUGCGCGAUCACUACCAGAAGACCAUUGAGGCCCCGGAUGCCGAAACAAUGCAGCGCUGGGGCAACCAGCUUGGUUGGGAGCUCGCCCGCUAUGCCGUGGCUGAGGAGCUCGUUGUCUACCCAGCCCUCGAGACUCAUAUGGAUCACGGCAAAGUCAUAGCCGAUAAGGAGAGGAAUGAAAACCAACAGAUCAAAACUACCCUCGCCCAGCUCCAGCAGAUGUCGGCUAGUGAUCCGCAAUAUCGCGUCACGCUAGAUCAGCUCAUGAGCAAACUGAACCAACACUUUGACGAAGAGCAGGACGAAGAUCUCCCAUCUCUGGAGUCGGUGCUGGAUGAGCCGGUGUCGGAACAGAUCUCCAGGAGAUUUGAACGAACCAAGAUUUUGAUGCCCACCAGAGCCCACCCGAACGCGCCGACUCAGCCGUUUUUCGAAACCGUAUCAGCGUUUAUGCUGGCGCCGAUCGAUCGGAUUGCGGAUAUCAUGUGGCGUGAAUUCCCUGACUAUUAA
This is a messenger RNA of Uncinocarpus reesii 1704, 552 nucleotides long. RefSeq lists its product as uncharacterized. The record is from RefSeq and is a predicted model, not a curated record. NCBI's taxonomy places the organism in Eukaryota, Fungi, Ascomycota, Eurotiomycetes, Onygenales, Onygenaceae. The transcript has 3 exons. The coding region runs from base 1 to 552 and encodes 183 amino acids.